Molecule: messenger RNA, 866 nt
Organism: Schistosoma bovis
Lineage: Eukaryota; Metazoa; Platyhelminthes; Trematoda; Strigeidida; Schistosomatidae
Source: the annotation of a GenBank genome assembly
GUCAUGACAACAGUUGGUGUGAUUAUUCGAACAUUCAAUAUUAGUGAGUUCAGCAAAUAUUUGAACUUAAAUGAGCGUUCAAACCAACCUAAAAGAUGUUGGUUGGAUGUGUCAUGUUAUUCCAUUGAGGAAAAAUAAAGUGCAACAGUUAUCUCCCCCGAUUUCGCAAAUUCCAAGUAUUGGUUUUAUGCCUGAAGAAUCCAUCCACGAGAAAAAACAUACAAUGUAUCUCAAGUCGACUGACUCACCGUAUGUACGAUUAUCUAAAAUGGGUGGUAAGCGGGAUCUACUAUGUUUUAGAGAAAACGAAUACAAAUCUGGAGCACCCGUUCCUUAUUCUCGAUGCGAAUGGUAUUACUUGGAGGAUAAUGCUCUGGAACUUAAGCAGAAUAUCAAACCGGAAUCCACAAGAUAUGUGUUUAAAGUACCAUUCUACUUGUCAGAUAGCUCGGUACAUCAAAAAGAGAAGAGCAAGACUACAGAAACAGUUGUUGAUCCUGUACAACCUUCUGUAGUCACCAAAGAAAGUCAAAAUGUAUUUAAAACUGCUGCCACAUAAGUUCGGUUACGCAGAUUACAGCGGAAAGCUAAGAACAUUACGAAAUCGGGAAUUAUUAUUUCUUGAACAUAUCUUGUUAACUUACGAUGAUUAUUGUAGAUUAUAUAGUAAAUUUUGGUUUAUGUUUUGAAUCAAUGGGUGAUAAGCCCACAAUUUCGGUUUCUCCCUAGUUGAAAUUUUCAGUGUGGCAUGUAUACAACCUUGACGAAAUAUACUGACUCGGCUAAAGAAUAUUUGUGACGUGUAGGUCUACUGUUUCGAUAUUUGCAAGCUUUGAAAUGAAGGAAUGAAAACCAGCGGAUCGUAA